Molecule: messenger RNA, 1039 nt
Organism: Abrus precatorius (Indian licorice)
Lineage: Eukaryota; Viridiplantae; Streptophyta; Magnoliopsida; Fabales; Fabaceae
Product: extensin-3-like
Exons: 2
Coding region: 32-730 (232 amino acids)
Source: RefSeq, a predicted model, not a curated record
AAAACCCAUUUUGAAGUGUAGUUGGGAGAAAAUGGGGUCUCUAAUGACCUUCGGAACUCUCACUCUUGUAUUGGCAAUAGUCUCUCUCAGCUUGCCUUCUCAAACCUCAGCAGAUCAAUACUCCUAUUCAUCACCACCGCCAGAGAAGCCUUACAACUACCACUCUCCACCACCACCACCAGAGAAGCCUUACUACUACCACUCUCCACCACCACCACCUCCUAAAAAACCCUACUAUUACCACUCUCCACCACCACCUCCUAAAAAACCCUACUACUACCACUCUCCACCACCACCACCACCAGAGAAGCCUUACUACUACCACUCUCCACCACCACCACCCCCUAAAAAACCCUACUAUUACCACUCUCCACCACCACCACCACCAAAGAAACCUUACUACUACCACUCUCCACCACCACCACCACCUCAUAAAAAACCCUACUAUUACCACUCUACUCCACCACCACCACCAGAGAAGCCUUACUACUACCACUCUCCACCACCACCACCACCUAAAAAGCCUUACUAUUACCACUCUCCUCCACCACCACCACCAAAGAAGCCCUACUACUACCACUCUCCACCACCACCACCCCCUAAAAAACCUUACUAUUACCACUCUCCUCCACCACCACCUGUCUACAAGUACAAGUCUCCUCCUCCUCCUGUCUAUUCCCCACCACACUAUGUCUAUUCAUCACCACCACCACCCCCUUACCACUACUAGAUAGUGAUUUAAUAUACCACCCAUGGAUCUAGCAGAGAACAUGUCCAAAUAAAGGAGACAGUUGGAUGGAAAUAGACGAUGCAAUUUAUUCAUAAAAUGAAACGCGUUUAGUGAAAAUAGCGUUAAUUUGGUUUCACUUUAAUUUUUAUUUCGUAUUUUGUAAUUUCAAUGUAAGGCUCUGUUCAGAUCUGAUCCAUGUGUGUACUCGUUCCUUUGCUGCAUGCGUUGUGGGUUUCUACCUGCUGGGUAUGCAAGGGGCCAGUAUUGCUAGUCAUAUUAUAUAAUAAAUAAACGCCCUGAUUUUUUUAC